CAUAAUAGAUUACAGUUUCCAGAAAUAGCUUUUAAUAUAAACUCAGCCAAGAUUGAAAAAAAAAAAGUAAAUACACACAUAACCUUUUACAAACGAAUGCAAGAACGAUCAAGAAGCAAGAAAGGAGUUUCGGAAGAACAAUCUUCCUUUCCUCUUUUUCUCUUCAAUAAGUUUGCAUUAUAAAGACGAGAAAACUCUGAGUUCUUGACUUCUUGAUCGCUCGAACAACCAUAAUCAUCAUCAUCAUCAUCUAGAGCCCCUAAACCGCUGCUGGCUUAAUCGUCUACGUCCAUGGGAGGAGGAUUUUUUGUAGCCGAUAGUGGCGGCCAUGGAGGAGAAUACGAAGAAGGCCGUGUAACAACUUUUGUCGUGGUUGCCUGCAUUGUUGCUGCAAUGGGCGGUCUCCUCUUCGGUUACGAUAUCGGUAUCUCAGGAGGAGUGACAUCAAUGGAGGAGUUUCUAACGAGAUUCUUCCCGGACAUGCUACGUCAAAUGCAAAACGAAACAGGGCACGAGACAGAGUACUGCAAAUACGACAACGAGCUUCUCACUCUCUUCACCUCCUCCCUCUACCUCGCUGCUCUAUUCGCUUCUUUCCUCGCUUCAACCGUAACAAGACUCUUCGGUCGGAAAGUCUCGAUGACCUUCGGAGGUCUCGCUUUUCUCUCAGGAGCUCUUCUCAACGGUUUCGCCGUCAGCCUCGAGAUGCUCAUCAUCGGGAGGCUGCUUCUCGGCGUAGGCGUCGGUUUCGUUAACCAAUCUGUUCCUCUCUACCUCUCCGAGAUGGCUCCUGCUAAGAUCAGAGGAGCUCUCAACAUGGCUUUCCAGCUAGCAAUCACCUUGGGGAUCUUAUCCGCCAACAUCGUCAACUACGUGACCCCGAGCCUCGAGAACGGCGUGGGAUGGAGAUUAUCUCUCGGCUUAGCCGCGGUUCCGGCCUCUGUUUUGCUCGUGGGGUCGUUGUUCUUGCCGGAGACGCCGAGCUCGAUCCUCGAACGUGGGAACAAAGAAGAGGCUAAGAAGAUGCUUCAGAAGAUCAGAGGAACCGUGGAGGUCGAGCAUGAGUUUACGGAUAUCUGUGCGGCGUGUGAGUCGGCCAAGAGUGUUCAGCAUCCCUGGACGAAUAUCGCGCAAGCUAAGUAUAGACCGCAGCUCGUGUUCUGCACCUUCAUCCCGUUCUUCCAGCAGCUAACCGGGAUCAACGUCAUCAUGUUCUACGCGCCGGUCUUGUUUAGGACCAUUGGUUUUGGGAAGGACGCCUCUCUUGUCUCCGCAGUCAUCACCGGUCUUGUGAAUGUCUUAUCCACCCUCGUCUCCAUCUACUCGGUCGAUAAAUUCGGUCGCAGAGCUCUGUUUCUUGCUGGUGGUAUCCAAAUGAUACUGACUCAGGUGGCAGUUGGUUCGAUAAUUGGUUGGAAAAUAGGACUAAACGGGGAAGGAUUAUUGUCCUCCCUCGAUACGCAGAUACUCUUGGGGUUGAUAUGUCUCUACGUGGCGGGUUUCGCGUGGUCGUGGGGACCGCUGGGAUGGUUAGUGCCGAGCGAGAUAUGUCCAUUGGAAAUAAGAUCGGCAGGACAAUCGUUGAACGUGUCCGUGAACAUGUUCUUCACUUUCCUCAUUGGACAGUUCUUCGUGACGAUGCUUUGCCACAUGAAGUUUGGUCUGUUCUACUUCUUCGCCGUCUUGGUCUUGAUCAUGACGAUCUUCAUUCACUUCUUGUUGCCAGAGACGAAAGGAGUUCCUAUUGAGGAGAUGGCGAGAGUGUGGAAGGACCAUAGGUUUUGGAGCAAGUAUACUCGUGUUGUUGAUGGUGGUGAUAAUGACGAAGAAGAUGAUGAAGUUUAUAUAUUUAGUGUAAAAGCUUCAAAAGAGUAAAAGUGUAUUAGGAUUUGAUUAAUUUUGUUCAGGAAAACGUUUGUCUAAGUCUUACAGAUUACUUCGACAGUAUGACAAAAUCUUAUCGUCUUUUCUUAGA
Molecule: messenger RNA, 1975 nt
Organism: Raphanus sativus (radish)
Lineage: Eukaryota; Viridiplantae; Streptophyta; Magnoliopsida; Brassicales; Brassicaceae
Product: sugar transport protein 11
Exons: 3
Coding region: 292-1875 (527 amino acids)
Biological process (GO): monosaccharide transmembrane transport
Cellular component (GO): membrane
Molecular function (GO): monosaccharide transmembrane transporter activity
Source: RefSeq, a predicted model, not a curated record